AUGCUUUUAGCGUUCAUCCUAACUAUUCUCUUUUUAAGCGUUUUCGCCUAUCUGUGUUCUCAAGGCGAGAAGUAUCCUGAUGCACCGACACUUCGCGUGUCUACGAAGCCUGGGACAAUGGGAACAUUGGAAGAUAAAAUGAUGUAUGUGACCGAUAUCAUGAAGCUCCUUGACGUAGGUUGGGAAAGAUACUCGAAGAAGGGCAUCAAUUAUAUUCUACUAGCUCCUACCCGAAAAUUCUAUAUCGUGGCACACAAAUACUUGGACGAGGUUCGGCGUGCACCCGAAACCCAUGUGAGCAAUCUUGCGUCCAACAACGAGACUAUGCAGACUCGGUACACCCUACACCCUAAGUUAAUGUGGGAUCAAUACCAUUUUGAUAUUCCAAUUAGAAAAUCGUUGACCCAGAGUCUGGGACCUAAGCUUAGGGACAUAGCUGACGAGGGCAAACUGGCACUAAACCAGUUCUUGGGCUCUUCUAAAGACUGGGAAUGUCGCCCCAUAUAUCGACUGGGUUUCGAAGUGACGACACGGACUGCAAAUCGACUUCUCUUUGGCAUUGACCUGGCUCGUGACGCCGAGUUCCAGAAUCUGUCGAUCGAGUAUUCUGAAAUCAUGUUUGGGGGCGCUGAAAUUAUUAGGAGUUAUCCUGAACUCCUCAAACCAAUCGUGAUGUGGUGGAAAACCGAUAUCUACCGUGCACAAGCACUAGCAAAGAAGAUACUUUGCCCUAUAAUAAAGGCUCGAAUCGAGCAGGGAGAUCGCUAUAUAGCCGAAGGUCGCCAGGCAGAAUGGGAGAAGAUCAAAGCUGACGACGCCAUUCAGUGGGUGCUCGACGUGUCACCUCGCAAAGAACGUGUCCCAGACCUUCUCGUCUAUCGCAUGCUGCAUAUCAAUAUCUCAGCUGUUCAUACCAGUAGCGUCACAUUCCUUGAGAUCAUUCUCAAUCUUUCUGUCACCCCUGAGUACCAUGAGGAACUCCGCGAUGAGAUUGUUCAGAUAUUCAGACAAGAAAGAGGAUGGACAAAGCAGGCGCUGACCUAUCUUGUCAAGAUGGACAGCUACUGUACUGAGACGAUGAGAUUAAACGUCCUUUCUUCAUUUAAACUGGGGCGCAAAGUUAUUAAAGAUUGGCAACUAAGCGAUGGCAUUAAAAUUCCAAAGGGUACUUUUCUCUUCUGCAAUCACUCAACUGUAGUGCAAGACGCAGAUUACUUCGAGAACCCACACCAUUUCGAUCCGUGGCGAAUGUUUAGACUCAGGCAACGCGAUGGCGAGGCUAAUAAGCACCAAUUUGUCAUGACUUCUGACACUAACCUCGCUUUUGGCCAUGGCAAGCAUGCUUGCCCAGGACGAUUUUUUGCUGCGAACGAGAUUAAAACACUCCUUGUAUUGUUUCUCAUGAGGUACGAUUUUGAGGCGACGAAUUUGAAAGGUGGCAUAGCGGAGGUCAAAAAAGGCCGCUGGUUCAACUCCACAAGAUUACCAAUCGACCAUGCCAUUAUAAAAUUCAGAGAACGAACCAGUAGAAUACCAGAAGAUUUAAGGGUGCAUUUUGUUUAA
Molecule: messenger RNA, 1563 nt
Organism: Bipolaris zeicola 26-R-13
Lineage: Eukaryota; Fungi; Ascomycota; Dothideomycetes; Pleosporales; Pleosporaceae
Exons: 4
Coding region: 1-1563 (520 amino acids)
Molecular function (GO): monooxygenase activity; iron ion binding; heme binding
Source: RefSeq, a predicted model, not a curated record